Molecule: messenger RNA, 3432 nt
Organism: Saccharomyces mikatae IFO 1815
Lineage: Eukaryota; Fungi; Ascomycota; Saccharomycetes; Saccharomycetales; Saccharomycetaceae
Gene: MSB1
Product: Msb1p
Exons: 1
Coding region: 1-3432 (1143 amino acids)
Cellular component (GO): cellular bud neck; cellular bud tip
Source: RefSeq, a predicted model, not a curated record
AUGAACGAUAUGGCAAAGCCUUUACCUACUCCACCGGCUGCUGAGGUCAGCAAAAGUCGAUCAAAUUCACCAAGAAAAACUCAGAAAACAAGCCCCAGUCCAAAAAAGAACCUCCAUAGUGAAGAAAAUGUACCUGAGUCAAAAAGAAGAAACAGAAAUCAACAUGAUAAUACAGAUGAUGAAGAAUUUGAAUUUUUCCAUCAGUUCAGUCGGGAGAAAGUGAAGGGCGUCAUACAUGCUAUCACCGCUGAACUUAAGGAAAAAGGUCCAGAUGUUGAAUUUUUGAUGAUACCAUUCAGGCCAGAACAAACGAACGACAAGCUAUUGACGUUGUUAAAUCAACUAUUCCCACUAGGUAAUGGACAACCAGUUAACGAAAAAAAACAACUAAGAAUCAUCUCAAGGACCGAUGUCUGGACUUUAUUUCAAUGCUUGAAAUAUAUUUGGUGCAGACUACCAAAUUCAGAAAUCAUAGGUUGGAAAUCAUAUAUGGAGUUUAAGCUCAGAGAAAAAGAUAAAGAAUUCCCGCGAAAAUCGUUUUUGGAAAUUAUGCCUCAAUGUCUAGCUUCUCCAAACCAUGCAUCGAUCGUAUACGAUUUUUUCGAUUUGAUCAUUUCAAUUUCAUCAAAUUCAAGAAUCAACAAAAUGAGCGCCAGAAAAAUAUCGAAAAUGUGUGCAAUUUGGGCAUUCAGUGAGCAAAGACCAAAUUCAGGUGUUCAAGAUUAUGAUUUUGAAUCAGGCGCCAUAAAAUCAUCUGCUCCCAACAAUUCCAUACAAGAUGGGCUGGAUCAAUGGAUUCCUGGAUCGGAUGCCAUGUUUCAUCUACUCUUAGCAUUUUUAAGGAGUUUUGUCCCUCAAGAUCUUGAGUCGGCCAAACUGCCGCGCACACUUAAGAGUUUAUUGUUUAAUAAUCAAUAUCCUCCAGAGAAAUCAACAGCGUACGCAUCAGAGACAAUCUUAACCAUCCCCCUGGUAACUUUGAAAACAGAUACGUUUUCAAGAAAACCUUGGCAAUUACUGGAACGCUGCAGUGACCUUCUAGACUUCACCGAUCAUGAUGCCUUUGAAGCGAGAGAAGAUUACGCUUUGUUAAAGUCUUUAUUUAGGAAGAAAAACACAGUAGAAGGAAUCAGCAGGAAAAUGUCCCAAGAGUCAAGAAGAUUGAUGAAGGAGAUGUCUACUAAACAUUCAACUUUUCAAGCAGGUUGGGCACCCAGAAAGUGCAUUGAAAAUAUAUUUCAUUUGAAAGAGUUUAUUGAGGUUAAGAGACUAGAUAUUGAUGAUUAUUUUAUUUGGACUUGGUUGUCGUCCCUUUCUUUCGAACAAACAUCUGAAAAAAGAAAAAUUUUUGGAAGAUCUAUUAUAUUAGAAUUCGAAUUUGAUGGAUUCAAAAAGUGGGUGGUUUUCCAAGAAUGUGAUAUAACAUUGGAAUACAAUAAGAAGGGUCAAUUCAAAAAACGGGCUUCUGUGCAAUCACCAUCUGUAGAAAACAAGCAAACUCCAGAAGAUUCUGAAAUAGAGAACCCACCUGUCUCCAAAUCACCUAUCGUAUCUCAAACUUAUAAGAAAUUUCAAGCCGAGGUACCUCAACAAAGUGUUUCCCAAAAGGACACUACCCUUAGUAAUCAGGGUGUUUAUCAUACAGUCAUUAGUAAGGACGCAUUGGCUAAAAACAAGCAUAAUGUGAAUUUGCAUUCAAUUGAACAUAAAAUCUCGAAGUGGAACCCUUUAAACAACUUGAGAAAAAAAGGGGGUAGUAAUUGUAGUAGUUCAUCUUCAUUUGAAAGUAAGAGCAAGGAAAUCUCUGUAAAUGAAGAACUUUAUGCAGGAAAAAGUAAUAAAUCAAAGAAAGGAGAGCGAGUUUUAUCAGAUUUCAGCACUUUAAAUCCAGCCGAAUACCAAUUACCAGUCAUUGAAACCGAUGCAUCAGAUUUUAAGAUUGACAUACCAGAAUUAAUGAACGAACGCGACAAUAAUGAAGAGGAAAAGGCACCUGCUGUUCUAACGAGAAACAAACUUUCAAAUUCACGUAAUAACAUCACUGACUCAACUAUGGAAGAAUUGAAUGGCCUGGUAGAAAAAAUGAUGACUAAUGAACCAGAAGGUAUCAAGGCCUCCAUAACCGAGGCAGAAACCUUCGAAUCGUUGACAAAAUUUGAUCAAUACAAACCAACCAAUAUAACUGACGAUGACUUACAAAGUAGCCACUCAAGUGCCGUUCAUUCUUUGAAACUAAGUACGAAUACAAACGAUUCUUGUGCUGAUAGUUCCAAAUUCAUCACUGAUAGGAAAUUAGCAGAACCUUCAAAGAUUUCCCAGGAAUCUAAUAUUAAUGACGAUUCAUCUUCAUACUAUUCUCCGAAUAUCAACAAUGUGCCAGCAUCAAGAAUGCCGAGUAAACCCGGUUAUUCCAACUUUGAUUCAAAAAAAGCAUUGGCGAAUGAGCCUCGCCUGGAUGAGAUACAAGGUGCGGUUCGUCCGUCCAAACAGCCAAGUUCAAAUCCAUCAGGAAGGGAAACUAGAAACAUAGUAUCACCUGUUCAACAAAACUACUAUAAAAAUGGCCGUACAGAUGAAAUGUCUCCUGUAAGCGCACCUUCUUCCUAUUUUCCUGCGAAGUCUCCACAGUAUUCCACAAAUUCGGCAGGCUUUAAGCAGAAUACGUUGAAUGUACCAGUCGGGUAUAAAGAUCCUACUCAUCUUCCAAUAAAUCAAACACCAAUGGAAUACCAGGACCAGCAUAACUAUCCUUCUCGCCUCCAAAAACAACGCCCUUUUCAAAACAACGCUCUGCCACAGCAAAUAAAAUCUAGAAGUCCACAAACAGGACCUUUACCUCUUGCACAAAAUAUGCUGCCAGUGAAACAAGGAAUAAGGAAUGCUCCAUCUAGCAGCCCAUCAUAUCAACAAAUGGAACGGAUGAACUUAAACUACCAGCAUCCUGCAACUAAUCAUAAGGUAAAACAGCCACCACAUCAUAUGAAUGUGGCUAAUGCUUAUGGAGGUCGUGCAGGGAAUGCCGUGGUAUUAGAUGACAAGUGGGGCAAUCAUCCACCGCAGAUGCUAUCCAACGGUGGUAAGCCCAAUCAGUAUCAACACCAGCACGUUGAUAAGUAUAUACCACAAGCUCAACCUGCUAUACCUGCAGAAUACUACAAUGGACCCCCGCCUAUGCGAGUAUCCCCAAUGGUGACGCAUAUAAUGCCAUCUCAAGAGCCAGUAUACUACACAGCUGGAGCUAACAGACGUAGCUUCCCGCAUGGCAUGCAACAGAAUUCUUAUGCUGUACCUGUCCAGCCUAUGAGAGCUCCAAAUAGUGAAUUUUACGUUCCGCAAGCUCCCCAGGGAAAUAAACUACAUGGAAAUGUCAAUAAGAGACAGGAGAGAAAGAAACUGUAUGACAACAUUAGGAGCGGAAAUUUCGGUAUAUAG